Messenger RNA from Talaromyces atroroseus, 768 nucleotides. RefSeq lists its product as hypothetical. The coding region runs from base 1 to 768 and encodes 255 amino acids. The record is from RefSeq and is a predicted model, not a curated record. The transcript has 3 exons. Lineage: Eukaryota; Fungi; Ascomycota; Eurotiomycetes; Eurotiales; Trichocomaceae.
AUGGUGAGCACAAGACACCACCCAAAGGACUUCCCUGCUCCUGCGACGCCCUCGAGCACAGCAAACGACAGCUCCAAGUAUGUCGUGAAGUCGCCAUCAGCAGUUAGCGGCGGUCCUCGAAAAGGCGUCCACACACCCUCAAUAAUCAUUCUGCUCUGGCUGCUGAUUUCUGUUCCGCUCGUCCUGUGGGAUACCGGCUAUGUCCUCUUGCGACCACAUACUAUGCCCGGGGGGAAAUUCCACUCGCCCAUUUGGUCGCCCUACGCGCUCUAUGGAACUAUUGACUACGUCUAUGGAUGGCCUGCCUUUGACGCGAAAAAUGGCUUUACUGCGGCCCAGGGACUUUUGAAUUUGUUUGAGACGGCUGCUUAUAUUUUCUACCUCGCUGUCAUAUAUGUGUGCGGCACCACAGCGACUAGUUCUGGCCGUAUCUCGACAAAGAAGGUUAAUAAGGGCCUGCAGUGGUUUUUGUUUGAGGAAAAAGUGGUUCCUGGGCGCAUUGGAUCGUUUGCGCUUCUUGUUGCCUAUGCUGCUAGUGUUGCCACUUUUAGCAAAACAAUUCUAUAUUGGCUCAAUGAGUUGUUUUCCGGCUUUGCAAAUAUCGGUCACAACAGUCUUUCCAACUUGAUCUUCUUGUGGAUUAUUCCCAAUGGUAUGUGGAUCGUCUUUCCAGCAUAUAUGAUCUAUGUGUUUGGAGGUGAGCUCUUGUACGCGCUGGAGUCCUCGACUCCCCGGCCAGUAAAAGCUGGUCGUCCCAAAAAUCCCUAA